Molecule: messenger RNA, 2205 nt
Organism: Drosophila subpulchrella
Lineage: Eukaryota; Metazoa; Arthropoda; Insecta; Diptera; Drosophilidae
Product: long-chain-fatty-acid--CoA ligase heimdall
Exons: 2
Coding region: 32-2077 (681 amino acids)
Cellular component (GO): membrane; endoplasmic reticulum
Molecular function (GO): long-chain fatty acid-CoA ligase activity
Source: RefSeq, a predicted model, not a curated record
AGCGAGUUUAUUCGUCGCGAUCACCUUCAGCAUGAACGACCUCAAGCCAGCUACGAGCUAUACGAGUACCUCGCUCCACGAGGCCGUCAAACUGCGCCUGGACGAGCCGGGAUCCUUUUCGAAAACGGUCGAGCCGCAGACAAUUCCCCAAUUCUUUAGGGAGGCCUGUGAGAAUUAUGCGGAUCUGCCUGCCUUAGUAUGGGAGACCCCAGGAUCAGGAGUCGAUGGUUGGACCACUUUGACUUAUAGCGAGUACCAGGAGAGAGUGGAGCAGACGGCCCUGAUGCUCCUGAGCGUUGGAGUCGAGGAACGCAGUUCAGUGGGCAUUCUGGCUUUCAAUUGUCCUGAAUGGUUCUUAGCGGAAUUUGCCACCUUAAAGGCUGGAGCUGUUGUGGCCGGAAUUUAUCCGAGCAACUCAGCGGAGGCCGUUUAUCACGUUCUGUCCACCGGAGAUGCCUCCGUUUGCGUGGUGGACGAUGCCCAGCAGAUGGCCAAGUUGAGGGCGAUUAAGGAUCGACUGCCUCAGCUCAAGGCGGUGAUCCAAUUGCACGGACCCUUUGAAGCCUUUGUCGACCAGGAACCGGAAUUCUACAGCUGGCAGAAGCUGCAGGAGAGAACCUUCUCCAGCGAACUGCGAGAGGAACUGGUGGCUCGGGAGAGCCGGAUCCGUGCCAAUGAGUGUGCCAUGCUGAUCUUCACUUCGGGAACAGUGGGUAUGCCCAAGGCAGUGAUGCUGUCCCACGACAACCUCUUGUUCGAUACAAAAUCAGCAACAGCCGGACUUCAGGAUGUGCAAAUCGGCAAGGAGAGAUUCGUGAGUUAUCUGCCUCUGAGUCAUGUGGCUGCCCAGAUUUUCGACGUAUUCCUGAGCCUAACCCACGCCGGAUGUGUUACAUUUGCGGACAAGGACGCACUCAAGGGAACGCUGAUCAGGACCUUUAGAAAGGCGAGGCCGACAAAAAUGUUUGGAGUUCCACGCGUCUUCGAGAAACUUCAGGAGCGUCUGGUGGCCACGGAGGCCAAGGCGAGACCCUAUUCCAGAUUACUCAUGGCGCGGGCAAGAGCUGCUGUGGCUGAACACCAGAUAACGCUGAUGGCGGGGAAAUCUCCCUCCAUUUAUGGCAGUACCAAAUAUUGGCUUGCUUCUCGCAUCGUAAAACCCACACGUGAAAUGAUCGGUUUGGACGACUGCCGUGUUUUUCUGACCGGCGGAGCUCCCACCUCCGACGAGAUAAAGCAGUUCUUCCUCGGUUUGGACAUGCCCCUGGGCGAGUGCUACGGAAUGUCUGAAAGCUGUGGUGCAGUCACCCUGAAUGUGCAGAUCAGCAAUUUAUACAGUUCGGGCAAAGCGUGCGAGGGACUUUCUGUGAAGAUCCAGGAACCCGACUGCAAUGGCCAGGGGGAGAUCCUGAUGCGGGGUCGCAGCAUAUUCAUGGGCUACUUGGGACUGCCGGAGAAGACUGAGGAGACGGUCAAGGAGGAUGGGUGGCUGCAUUCCGGCGACUUGGGCUACCUCGAUCCCCAGGGAAAUCUGGUGAUCUCUGGUCGUCUUAAGGAGCUGAUCAUCACCGCCGGCGGUGAGAAUAUUCCCCCGGUGCACAUCGAGGAUCUGAUCAAGAAGGAGCUUCCCUGCGUAAGCAAUGUACUGCUAAUCGGGGAUCAUCGCAAAUAUCUGACUGUCUUGCUGUCCCUGAAAACCAAGUUCGAUGGCAAGACGGGAAUUCCCCAGGACGCCCUGCGGGAGGAGACAAUAGAGUGGCUGCGGGAUUUGGGUAUCCAUGAGACCCGUCUCUCCGAACUCCUUAAUAUGCCCUCCGAUCUGCAACUCCCCAACGACACAGCCGCUCAAGCGGCCGCCCUCGAGAUCACCGCCGAACCCAAGCUUCUGGAGGCCAUCGAGGAGGGUAUUAAGCGAGCCAACAAACAUGCCAUCUCGAGUGCCCAAAAGGUCCAGAAGUUCGCCCUCAUCCCCCACGAAUUCUCUCUGGCAACCGGAGAACUUGGUCCCACCCUUAAAAUCAGGCGAAAUAUUGUCCACGCCAAAUAUGCCCAAGUCAUAGAGCGUCUGUACAAGUAAACCUAAACUACAAAGUGGAUUUCAUAGCCUAAGUAUAGAUUUUAUUAGAUUGGAUUCAUUAUUGACACACAUUUUUCUUAUAUUUUAAGACACAAAGAUGAAACUCAAUAUAAUUGUUAUUCAACCGA